Molecule: messenger RNA, 1030 nt
Organism: Acaromyces ingoldii
Lineage: Eukaryota; Fungi; Basidiomycota; Exobasidiomycetes; Exobasidiales; Cryptobasidiaceae
Exons: 3
Coding region: 20-892 (290 amino acids)
Source: RefSeq, a predicted model, not a curated record
CCAACACCGACGAGCGAUCAUGGCUGAAGCACAAAAAGAUCCCUACAAUGAGCGCGAUGCGGGCCUGCUGCUCGUGUUCAGCGACCCGGGCAAGGAUGCCACGGUCGAUGAGUUCCAUGACUGGUACGACAACGAGCAUGUCCCGCUGCGCAUCUCGCGCUUUCCCGAGUUUCUCACUGCGGCCCGCUAUGCUGUGCCCUCGUCAUCAUUUGUCUCGUCGACGAGCGACGACGCGCGCGCAUUCUCGGCCAAGUGGGCCGCUGCAUACACCAUCUCCUCCAACGCCCUGUACAAGGACCCGGCGUACACGUCGCUGCGCUCGCAGCGGUCCCCGCGCGAGGCCGAGCUCCUUUCGCGCGUUGCUGUCCUUGACCGCCGCAUCUAUCGGCUCGUCUAUGACAGCUCCGCCGAGGGCGCCCUCGACACGACGACGGACAGCCGCGACGGCCUGGGCCCUGCCCCCGCCGAUCUUCGACCCAGGACCAAGGCCGACGUGGAGUCCGAGGCAAAGUUCGUAGUGGCCACGAGCGUCACGCCUGCCGAAGAAAACAAGGCAGCGUAUGACGAGUGGUACGUCAAGGAGCAUGUGCCGAUGCUGAAAAAGGUCCCGGGGUGGAAGCGCACGAGGCGCUUCGAGCUCGUCGACGCCCUCAUCAACGGACGAGACGUCAGGCCGGACAACCAGGACGGAAAGGAGGUGCCCCUGUGCCUCGGUCUUCAUGAAUACGAGAACGGCGACUUUGAAUCAACGCCGGAAUACAAGGCAGCGCUCGACACGCCCUGGCGGACCAAGGUCAUCGAGGGUGGCAUUGUCCGGAGGGAACGGAGGGUGAUGCAGCUCCAUCGGGCCUGGGAUGCAGAGACUGCUCUCAAGGCCGGCCCUGCCUCCUGAUCAGUGAUGUACGAUUUUCAAGCGUAGUUGCAGAAGAUCGAGUCAAGAACAUGUACUUCAUCGCUCAAAAAUCAUCUACAAAGCCUCAGAGAGGUGCAGAUAGUAGGAACAAGGAAAAGAAAGGGUGAAGAGAGGGCG